GUUGGAAGGAUCUUGCGUGGCGCGAUUCAUCUAAACAGCUUGUGGCAGUGUCUCAGGUUAGUCUCUAACCAGGGCUAUUUCUUCCCUUUGAAGGGAACAUUUAUUUUAUUUUCCCCAAAUGCUGCCCUUCUGUAACCGAGAAAAUUGCCUACCAGUUAUACAACAAAGCCCCAAUCGGUACCUGGUAGAUACCUGCCCGGCUUCCCACCUGCGGAAGACAUUGCUCCUAGGCUUGCAUUUUAAAAACGUCCAAGUCCCCAGAAUAUCUCUUUGAGGAAAUCUAUCCGCCUUCCAGAGAGGUUUAAAUGGGGCAUGGCAGCUUUCCAAAGUCUGACCCCAGUUACAGAUGUUCUGCCCUUCUGAAAGUCUGGCCUUUCUCCUUGACUUAAUAUCUCUCAGCACCUUGAAGGGAACCUUUCUAUGCAGAAGCAAGAGGCUCGUAGGGUGCAAAGGGAAUAGUGAACAAGCUCUCACCUUGAAUUGGGCUUACAUGGCUUUUGUGGGGAUGUCAUACCCUUAAGGCCACACCAGAGCAUUUCUGGGUUUCCUUUCUCCCGUCUGUCAUAGCCCUUGAGCAUGUGAGCAUCUGUCAUUUCACCAAAGACUGGCUGUGGCUUUGGGAUGUUCUCCUAGUGCCUUGUACAUAAAACUAGGGACUAAGGCCAUGUCUCUGCUUCUGAAGGUAAAGAACAGCAAGGAGUACAUGGCUGCAGUGGAAGGGGAUAAAGCAAAAAGGAGGAAAAAUGAGGCAGCCAACAGCUUCAGGGUGCACAGCAGGCCUGCCGUGUAAUAUGGGCACCCUCGAAGUCUGACUUCCCGGUCAGAGAUUCCAGCCCUAUCUCCGGGCCAGCAGGAUCAACUCCCAAAUGGACAGGGGAGAAGAGAGAGAGGCACUUCAGCCACUGGACCACUGCAUCCGUGAGGGUUUCAAGAAGUUGUACCAAAACCAGCAGCUCUGUGAUGCCACCAUCGUGACCGAAGGACAGCGGUUCCCAUGUCACAGGAUGCUGCUGGCUGCAGUCAAUCCCUACUUCCGAGCCAUGUUUGUCAACUCCUUCAAAGAGUCCCAUGACGGAGAAAUUCUGAUGCAUGACAUGGACCCCUUCACCGUGCAAACCGUCCUGAACUACCUGUACACCGAGGAGGUCUCCAUUACGGCGGAGUCAGCCCAGGCUGUGUUCGUAGCAGCCAGCAGGCUCCAGAUCCUCCCACUCCUGGAGAUCUGCACCAGUUUUCUUCUGAAGGAAGUUUCCUUGAAGAACUGCGUGAAACUUUACGAGUUGGGCUAUGCCCACAAUGAACAAGCUCUGCUUCAAGCAGCCAUGAGGCAUAUCAGCCUGAACUUCAGGCGCCUUUUCGUGAAGGCCAACAGCUUCCGACAGCUGCAGCUCAGCUCUCUCAUCAGCAUCAUCUCCUCCGACAGCCUCCUGGUCUCCUCUGAACUAGUCGUGUACUGGGUCGUCCGACGCUGGGUGAGGUUUCAACCCUCCAAACGCCAUCCGUUCCUGGGUGAGCUAAUGAAGCACGUCCGCCUUCCUCUCCUCACCCACGAAGAGCUGCGGGAAGUCCAGCUCGAAUCGGAGCAUUACCGAGAUAUUCGGCUGCAGUGGAAGCGUCUCAAUCGGCAAGAGCGGCUACAGGAGUGCGGCGGUCUCAGGCAGGGGAUGUACAACAAGUGCAUUGUAUGCGUGGACCUGUUCAACAAGGAGGGCCCGGAGCUGAAGAUCAAGGACUCUCAGAUAGGCUGCUACAACCCUCAGUCAGGGGCGUGGGAAAAGCUGCCCCCCCUGAAAUGCUUGUAUUGCGCGCGGUGCUUGGCGGUGAGAGACAAGCUCUACGUCACGGGGGGCGUCCACAGGGACCACUCUUAUUCAGACACUCUCCACGAGUACAGCUCUUUCCGAGGCCAGUGGAUACGGCUGCCUUCCAUGUCCACGCCCCGCGCUUCACACGGCUUUCUCAGUUGCAACCAGAAGCUGUAUGCCAUUGGAGGUUGGUGCUGUUACGAGGGCUACCUUGACUCGGCGGAGUGCUUUGACCUAGCGAAAAAGGUCUGGACGCCCAUCUCUCGGCUGCCAUUCACACUGAGCCAUUUUGCUUCCACCGUGCUCAGGAACAAGCUGUAUAUAGUCGGCGGGGUGACAGGUGCCCGGGGCUCUUGGACCGCUUCUAGGAAAGUUUUGAUCUACAAGGUGAGCUCCGAUGUGUGGGUGCAGGUGCUCCUGGACUUUGAGUGCUGCUGGUCUGGAGCCGUCUCCAUGAACAAUGGGAUCUACGUGGUCGGUGGGUAUUUCAGGAGCAGAGCGAGACAUUACAACGAGGGAUGGCCUGAUUCAGGAAGCCUUUACUGCACGAGGAAGUGUUUCUUCCUGGGCGAAGAUGGCCGAGUGAACAAAGAUAUUGCCAUCCCAAAGCUGCCCGUUGAGAUUGCUGGUGCCGGUGUGGUACGCUGGAAGAAGAGGAUCUACGUGCUAGGCGGUGAGAAAACAAAUCUAUAUACAAACUGGGAUCAUAAAAACAAAGAGGAAUAUUAUAACACAAUUUACUAUUGGGAACCUGAAGAAGCCCGAUGGACUCAGUGCCCAGAAAGGCUCCCUUUUACCAACUGGGGUCUCAGUGGGUUUGGGUGUUCAACGCUGAAGGUACCUAAAAGACCUAUUCUGUCUCUUUUCCGAAAGACAUCCAUUGCCCUGACAGCAGUCGAGUUAGCAGAGAGUUAGCUGCGUUUUAGCCAGUUGACCAACUGCCUCAUGCGUAGCAUAUCCUGUACUUAAAACUGCUUGCGUGAAAAUCAUUGGGCCGUUAUUUUACUGUGUAUUUACGUGGAAUUCGGAGGUGUUGCAUUGAAAACAAGCAGCCUGUUGCUGAAGGGAAGGAUGCCUUCUGCUGGAGCGGUGUUUUGCCCUUAUUCAUUGUGCGCCUACAUUACUGUCAGAGCCAAACUCCCCCACCAAAUUUUAUCUAUUAAAAUAUAUUGAAUCUAUUAAAACCAGCUAACAACACACUUCUUGGUGUGGGAGGGAGGGUUGAAGAUCAUAUUAAAUCAUAUCUCAGUUGUGGAGUUAGCCUCCAACUGCUUGUGGCCUGCUUUACUUGACCAAAAGCCCAGACAACUAUUCUGGGGGUAGCUGGGAUGUUGGGCUCCCAGGCACCUAAGUCACUUAGGAGCAUCUGGAAAUGUUAUGAAUUGUGUCUACAGCCAUUUCUCCUAGACACGCCCUUGCCCUUACUAUUGAAACCAAAAGGUCAGCAAGGUUUGGUAUAGUAUGGGGUACCUGAAUGGAUAGCCAGAAUAUCUAGAGCUAGUGUGG
Molecule: messenger RNA, 3311 nt
Organism: Gavialis gangeticus (Gharial)
Lineage: Eukaryota; Metazoa; Chordata; Crocodylia; Gavialidae
Product: kelch-like protein 6
Exons: 5
Coding region: 867-2720 (617 amino acids)
Molecular function (GO): protein binding
Source: RefSeq, a predicted model, not a curated record